Molecule: messenger RNA, 814 nt
Organism: Morone saxatilis (striped sea-bass)
Lineage: Eukaryota; Metazoa; Chordata; Actinopteri; Moronidae
Gene: apoa2
Product: apolipoprotein A-II
Exons: 4
Coding region: 102-539 (145 amino acids)
Source: RefSeq, a predicted model, not a curated record
CCUAUAUCAUCCAGGCCAGAUGUGAGCUCCGAGUUACAGACAACUCGCCUCCAGAGAAGACUGUCACUUCUUGGAUCUGUACAUCCAACUCAACAGCAGACAUGAAUGCAAAAUACGUCCUGGCACUGAUCCUCGCUCUGCAGGUCUCUGUGAGCCUGUGUGAAAUUCCUGAUCCACCUCAGGAUCUUGUUGAAAAGUAUGAUCAAAUGAAAACCGUGUUCUACAAGAGGCUGCUGAAUGCUUAUGGCAAGCUGCAGGCCGCUGCCGCUCCUUUGGUGGAGAGGGUUGGUGACAGCGAGCGCGGUCAGGCUGCCAAAGACUACAUCGAGGACCUGCAAACCAAGCCUGAGUUCCAGGCCAUCGUCAAGGUUGCCACUGGCCUGGGUCAGGAGGCAGCUCCCCUGGUGGACAAGGCCCGCACAACAGUGCUGGGUCUGUACGGACACUACCUCCGCCCCCAAGUUGGCGAUUACCUGAGCGACGCCAUUGACAACAUCAAGGUGUACCUGGACAAAUUCAUGCCCGCUGAGACCAACUGAAACAAAACACCUGUCAACAGCCUGUAAUAGAUGAUAGCUCAUAGAAACUACACCAAUUUAGGCUGAGAAGAGCAAUGCACAAUGCAAAUACAAUCCUUUGCCUCUUUUCAAAUCAACAUCCUUGCCAAAUCGUGCAGAGUUAAAAGCAAGGCAAACAUGUCAACAUCAACUAUGCAAAUUGUGCAUGUACAGUAUUUUGUGUUUGGUACACUAACCAAAGUGUGAUUGUGUAUGUAUAUGUGUGAGUGUGUUCAUUAAAAUGAACUGGAAACUAC